UUCAUCCAGCAGAAUGCAUCUAAGUGCUGCAGCUGCCUUUUCCCUGUUGCUGGGCAUUUCAUGGUGUUAUAGACUACCGAUAUCGGACGAAGAUGAUAGCGAUGAGUUCACAAAGCAAGAUUUUGAGUUUGCAGAGCGCUAUCUAAAGACCCAUUACAAUCUCCUGUCCAAUCCUGCUGGCCUGCUGCGAAAAUCAGCUGGUACAUUUGCUUCCAAACUUCGAGAAAUGCAAGCAUUUUUUGGACUGGAUGUCACAGGCAAACUAGAUGAAGACACAUAUGAGCUGAUGCAACAGCCACGCUGUGGUGUUCCUGAUGUGGGGGAAUACAACUUUUUCCCUCGAAAGCUGAAAUGGCCACAGAAUAAUUUAACAUACAGGAUUGUAAAUUACACCCCUGACCUGAAAAAGUCUGAAGUGGACAGAGCAUUCAGGAAAGCUUUCAAGGUUUGGUCUGAUGUGACACCGCUCAACUUUACAAGAAUUCGCAGUGGUACUGCUGAUAUCAUGAUCUCCUUUGGAAGGAGAGAACAUGGUGAUUUCUAUCCCUUUGAUGGACCUUCUGGACUCUUGGCUCAUGCUUUUCCUCCUGGACCAAAUUCUGGAGGAGAUGCCCAUUUUGAUGAAGAUGAGCUGUGGUCAACUGAUUCCAAUGGAUAUAACUUGUUUCUUGUGGCUGCCCAUGAGUUUGGUCAUUCUCUGGGACUUGAGCACUCCAGAGACCCUGGAGCAUUGAUGUAUCCAGUUUACACAUAUACAGGAAACACUGGCUUCUUACUUCCAGAUGAUGAUGUACAAGGAAUCCAGGUUCUUUAUGGCAAAGGAGACCAUGAUCCUCAUCCUGAUGAUCACCCCAAAACUCCUGAGAAAUGUAGCCCAAACCUGACUCUUGAUGCUAUCACAGAACUUCGAGGAGAAAUGAUGAUCUUUAAGGACAGGUUCUUCUGGCGCCUACAUCCUCAGAUGGUUGAUGCAGAUUUGGUACAAAUUAAGUCCUUUUGGCCAGAAAUCCCCAGCAAGAUUGAUGCAGCAUACGAAAAUUCUGAGAAUGAUCAUGUGUUGCUUUUUAGAGGCCGGAAAUUCUGGGCUUUAAAUGGCUAUGACAUAGUAGAAGGCUACCCAAAGAAAAUUUAUGAACUGGGUUUGCCAAGAUCUGUGAAGGCGAUAGAUGCAGCUGUCCACAUCAGCGAAACAGGCAAAACUCUCUUUUUUGUUGGUGAAAAAUACUGGAGCUAUGAUGAAAAUAGCCAGGUUAUGGAGAAAGACUACCCUAGAUUUAUCGAGGACGAUUUCCCAGGAAUUGGUCACCGAGUGGAUGCAGCCUAUCAGAAAAAUGGUUAUAUAUACUUUUUCAAUGGAGCAUUGCAGUUUGAAUUCAGCAUCUGGAGUGAAAGAAUUAUUCGGGUCCUGAACACCAACUCAAUUUUCUGGUGCUGAUCAUAUUGAGCCAAGUUCUGAACUGUACAAUGAGUUGUUGCCUAUGAAAAAUAAGAUUGUGGGUGUUAAAGAGUUUUUGCUGUUGUUUUUAGCCUAGAAGCUUGAUUCUGUGAACAAGCCCUGGCAAUUCAGCCACUGAUUUUAUACUGUAUAUAUGGAAAUGUUUAGUAAAACAAACAUCAGUCUGGAACUGAGUUAUAUGAAAAAGUGAUAGCAUUUGUAUUUCAUAGCAUUUUGUAGGGCAUUACACUAUUUAGAAGUGAGGAAGAAGACAACCUUAAUGUCAGGUUCUGAUGGAAAGACUGCCUCUGUACCAUUAUAGUAUUCAAGAGCUGAAGAUCAAUUAGCACCUAGAGAAAGAAAUUUAGCACAUUUUAGGGUGAAGUCAUCCCAAAAUCUCCAGAAAAUCCAGAGGUUGCUUAACUGUGUAAUGUGUCACUUGAGUGUCUCUUCAUGCUUUUCUUCCUUGUAUUUUAAUGCUCCAUUUCCCCUGCACUUUCUCCUGUCUGCACCAACCAGAUUGUAUUUGUUCAUCUAUUUAUUUAAAACAUUGGCUGGCCACUUGCAGAGCUAGAAGAAUCUACCUUUGAGAUGUUAGCUCCCAGAAACACCUGGCAAGCCACUGUCUGCUCUCCAGACUAGAUGGUUUGCAAAUGGUUCCUUUGUUGCUCCUCCCAAGGUGACUAGAAAUGCUGGGCAGUAGCAGUGACACAAAGUGUCCCUUCCAGAAUUUGUGGUGUUCUAACCACCGGUGCUCUUCGAAUUGUAUAUUAUUGUCACAUUGGGCUGGAAGAAGAAACAGGAGCUAGUGGCCCAUCCCAGCUUGAGAGGUUCUCAAAAGAGUCCAAAAAAGUAACAUUUCCAAGUUCUUCUGAUAUCCCAGCUAAGACAGAGUGCCUAUACAGCAGGGGUGGGGAAGGUCCAACCCCUAGAACACAUACAGUCACUGGAUAUGGGCCACUUUUGGGGCCUUGGAGUCUCUCUCAGUCUUUCAACCUCUCCUGAACCCUACAAUAUAUUUUUAAUGACAUAAUUUUUCGGUGAAGAUAAUCCAAAUGUCUCAUCCAUAGCACCCAUGUUAGUUUGCAGAAUAAAAAGGAGGAAGGGAGGGGAGGGUUAAAUGAAAUGUGGCAAUACCUUUAAAAACUAGUUAAGACUAACUAGUUUUUUAUUUUUUGCAUGAGCUUUUGUGGAUGUCAAGCCACUUCUUCGGAUGCAUUACCAAGUGGUAUUCAGGCCUCAGGUAUAAAGCAUAUUCUUUCCCCUCUGUUUCUCCUCCAAAAUGGCACCAGGAAGUGAUGUGGUAUGAGUUACUGCUGCCAUUUUGAUGGAGAAACAAAGUGGAGGGGAGAGGUAUUUGGGCAUGCUUGAGGAACUAUUGAACGCCAACAUCUCAACACUAUUACUAAUUAGUGGAAUUAUUUCCUUCCUUGGAACUAUUGAAACUUGAGCCAUCGCUAUAUACUACACUACAUUUUUUCACCUAUUUUGUAUUUAUUCUAAUACCUUCUGGAAAUUCUCAGCAUAUGCUGCAUUUAAGGUACUGGUUAUGUCUCUUCUUUGUUCUCUGUUUUUAUACAUUGCUGAAUAACCCAUAGAAAUGUGCAUUAAUGAUGGGUCUUAUUUGCUCAAAGCAAUUUCUAUUUAAACUAAAAAAUAAAGCAUAUAAAUGUUGACACGGAAA
Sceloporus undulatus (fence lizard) is the source of this 3119-nucleotide messenger RNA. RefSeq names its product collagenase 3-like. Gene Ontology annotation, cellular component: extracellular matrix. Gene Ontology annotation, molecular function: zinc ion binding; metalloendopeptidase activity. The record is from RefSeq and is a predicted model, not a curated record. NCBI's taxonomy places the organism in Eukaryota, Metazoa, Chordata, Lepidosauria, Squamata, Phrynosomatidae. The transcript is spliced from 10 exons. The coding region runs from base 14 to 1435 and encodes 473 amino acids. Gene Ontology annotation, biological process: collagen catabolic process; proteolysis; extracellular matrix organization.